AUGGCCCCAUUGGCGUGGUACUAUCUCGGCCUGUGGGCUUCUCUACUUUCGUGCUUUGUCCACGCUGCCACAGUCACUUAUGACUUCAACAUUACCUGGGUGAUAUCCAAUCCAGAUGGACAAUGUAACCGGCCAACGAUUGGAAUCAACGGCAAAUGGCCACUUCCGGAAAUCAGAUCUCAGGUCGGCGACCGGGUUGUUAUUCAUGUCAACAACCAGCUCGGGAAUCAAUCCACCUCCCUUCAUUUCCACGGGCUGUUUAUGAAUGGGACUGCUGAAAUGGAUGGCGCUAUCGGCGUUAAUCAAUGCAAGAUACCACCCGGAGGCUCAUUCACCUACAACUUUACAACCGAUCAGCCAGGUACAUACUGGUACCAUUCCCACGGCCACGGGCAAUAUCCAGAUGGCUUACGCGGGCCCAUGAUAAUCGAUGACCCUAAGUCCCCGCACGCUGGAAAGUGGGAUGAAGAGAUUGUCCUUACCCUCUCGGACUGGUACCACGAGCAGAUGCUACCGUUAAUCAAGCAUUUUAUCAGUUUUGCCAACCCUACUGGCGCCGAACCAGUGCCGCAGUCUGCUUUGAUGGCCGAUACGCAAAAUUUGACUAUUGCUGUGAAGCCAAACACGACAUACUUCAUCCGGGCUAUUAAUAUGGCGGCACUGGCCGCACAGUACCUCUGGUUUGAAGGUCAUUCGAUGCGUGUUAUUGAAGUUGACGGAGUGUGGACCGAAGAACACGAGACGGACAUGCUUUAUGUCACUGCUGCCCAGCGAUAUGGUAUCCUGUUGACCACAAAGAACGAGUCAACAGACAACUUUGCCAUAGUCGGUAGCAUGGAUACAGACCUCUUCGACAAGAUUCCCCCUGGGCUCAACCCAAAUGUGACUUCAUGGCUCGUGUAUGACGAUAAAAAGCCACUUCCAGAGCCCAAGAUCAUUAAUGAAUUCACUGCCCUGGACGACUUUGAUCUGAAACCUAGUGAUUCAAUAGAAUUAUUUGAUCAUGUUGAUCACAGCAUCACUCUUGACCUGAAGAUGGAAAAUUUGGGCGAUGGGGCAAACUAUGCUUGGUUCAACAACAUCACAUAUGUUAGCCCAAAGGUGCCGACAUUAUAUACCGCUCUUGAUGCUCCUCAGGACGUAGCGACAAACCCGUUAAUAUAUGGAGAAAGCACGAACCCCUUCGUUCUAGAGCAUAACGAAGUGGUCGAGAUCAUCCUAAACAACAACGAUCCGGGGAAGCAUCCGUUCCAUCUCCACGGACAUAACUUCCAGCUAGUCUACCGCUCCGAAGAAGAAAAAGGUCCACACACUGCAGAACAAAUGUCUAAUUUACCCCGAGUACCUAUGAGGCGGGACACAGUCCUUGCCAAUCCCAAUGGUAACAUCGUACUCAGGUUCCGUGCUGACAAUCCUGGAACCUGGCUGUUCCAUUGUCAUAUCGAGUGGCAUAUGGAUAGCGGGCUGGUAGUCACAAUGGUCGAAGCACCGCUGGCUCUUCAAGACCAGAGAAAGGCUGGGAUAAAAUCUAUACCGGCAGGUCACAUUGAUACCUGCCAGUCGACACAGACCCCAUACCGCGGUAACGCGGGAGCAAAUACAACAGACUUCUUGGAUGUAUCUAAUAUGAACGGACCGCCUGCCCCGCCACUACCUGCUGGGUUUACCCCCAAGGGCAUCGUAGCGUUGGUGUUCAGCACUAUCGCUGCAGCACUGGGCAUAGCGACUAUUGUCUGGUAUGGGCUGGGCGAGAUUAAAACGCCAGGACCCAAUGGAGUCGGAGCCCCUGGAGUGCUGCAGUGA
Molecule: messenger RNA, 1803 nt
Organism: Nannizzia gypsea CBS 118893
Lineage: Eukaryota; Fungi; Ascomycota; Eurotiomycetes; Onygenales; Arthrodermataceae
Product: iron transport multicopper oxidase FET3
Exons: 4
Coding region: 1-1803 (600 amino acids)
Biological process (GO): reductive iron assimilation; cellular response to iron ion starvation
Cellular component (GO): high-affinity iron permease complex
Molecular function (GO): ferroxidase activity; copper ion binding
Source: RefSeq, a predicted model, not a curated record